AUGCGGGCUUAUAGGGUCGUUUGGAAGAUGCUGAGCUUUUUGUACGACGACAAAUCAUCAAAGAUAGAAUCCAAUCGUCCUCGCAAUGGAUCGAGGAGCCCCGUACAUUUCCGUCUAGAACAUAUCUUGGAGAUAGUGUACUAUUUUGACCAAGUUUCCACCGAAAGAUAG
Messenger RNA from Laccaria bicolor S238N-H82, 171 nucleotides. RefSeq lists its product as uncharacterized. Bases 1 to 171 code for a protein of 56 amino acids. NCBI's taxonomy places the organism in Eukaryota, Fungi, Basidiomycota, Agaricomycetes, Agaricales, Hydnangiaceae. The record is from RefSeq and is a predicted model, not a curated record. The transcript has a single exon.